Molecule: messenger RNA, 3934 nt
Organism: Daucus carota subsp. sativus
Lineage: Eukaryota; Viridiplantae; Streptophyta; Magnoliopsida; Apiales; Apiaceae
Exons: 7
Coding region: 1-3609 (1202 amino acids)
Molecular function (GO): nucleic acid binding; zinc ion binding
Source: RefSeq, a predicted model, not a curated record
AUGAGAGGGCGUUUAAGGACCGGCGUUCAAGCCCGAAAUGAUGGUGACCUUUGGAAAGAGGAUAAAGCAACCGGUGAUGAUAGUGGCAGUGUAGUUAAAGAGUGUGCUGACGAAAUACCUGCUUAUGGUGAUAUGAGUCCCUACUUUACCUUAAAACUUCAUUACGGGGGUUAUUUGAAUGAGGAUUGUACUGCUUAUGUUGGUGGUGAAAUAGCCUAUUUUGAUAUGUGUUCUGUGACUGGUUUGGAUUUAUUUGAAAUUGAUGCUAUGCUUGCUGAAGUAGGUUGUAGUACUCAGAGUAUGGAUCUUUGGUUUUUGACAAAUGAGCAUGAGUUUUGUGCUGCUAAUAUUAAUCCGAUUGAAACUAAUCGUGAUCUUGAGGUUGUGAAAACUCUGGUAGAGUGUAACUACAAGUUGGUAAGGCUCUAUACGACCCCAAAUGGUCCUGGUCUUGAUGGUGAAUUUGCUGAUUUUUCAUUCACACAACUGGCUAUAGAUCAAAGAAUUGAAAGGAUAGAAGAUAUAAGAGUUGAGGUAGAAGCUGCUGUGAGGGAUGAGGGUCUAGAAACUGUACAAGAGGAGGAAGAGAAAUUAAGCUUCCAUGGGGACAGUUCAAACAUGGAUUCCAGUGACACUCAUUUGCCCAAGUCUAAAAAAAAGAAGAGGAGAAUCCCACCUCCUAAUCCACCAUACAGAGCUAGAAAGAGAGGGAGGUACUCAAUGCUGAGGGGCUUAUUUAAGAACACAGAGGAAACCCCUGUUGUGCUAGAUGAUGCUGGUAAUGAUGUGACCCCAGAGCCACUUAAAGCUAAGAAGGGAAGAAAGGUUGGUGAAAAACAGAACAAGGGACAUGAGAAGGAGGUUGGUGAAAAAAUAAGCAAGAGAAGUGAGGUGGAUGGAAUUGAAAAACCAGGCAAGAGACAUGAGAUGGAGGGAGGUGAAAACUCUAGCAAGAGAGAAAAGCAGAAGAAAUCUGUACGGAGGUUGAAGAAGGGUACUCCAACAAAAAUUAUUGAAGAAAAGGGUGGGGAUAAACAAGGUGCAAAGCUGCCUUGUGUUAAAGAAAAAGUGCAAGAAGAAAGUGCAAGGGUGGCUGCUGUAGAGCCAAAAGAAGUGAGAAACAAUGUGAAGAACAAGGGCAAGUAUUUCAGUCAGAAAAAGGACAAGGCCAAGAGUGUCAAGGACAAGGAUGAAGAUGAAAUUGAGACAGUGUUGCCAGAAGAACAAGGACAAGAGAGUGUAAUUAAUGAGAAAUAUGUAAAAGAAGAUGAGAAAAAUGAAGAGAUGGAAGAAGAUAGUACUUCAUCAGAGAGUGAGUAUAACAGUAGUGUGGAGAGGAUGGCCAUCUCCUCUUGUGAUGAAGAGGACAGCACUUUUCCAGAAUUUAAUGAGCAAAAUGAUAUGGAGGAUCCACAAUUUGAGAUGGGUAUGCUAUUCAGCAGUGGCCAGGUUUUUAGAGAGGCUGUGAGGAAGCAUGCUAUUCUACACCAAAGAGGGGUUAGGCUCAAGAAGAAUCUAUCUGAUAAGAUAAAGUGGGUUUGCACUGCUGGAUGUGACUGGAAAGUUUAUGGUAUCAAGCAGCAGAGAUCAACCAAUAUUCAAAUCAAGACAGUGUGCAACAUACACACAUGUACACCUACAUGGGUUCAAAAACAGAUUAAUUCAACUUGGUUGGCUAGGACUUAUGAAGAAGAGAUAAGGAUGAAUCCAAGUUGGCCCUUACAAUCUUUUCAUGCAAAAGUUGUAAAUGAUUUGAAAUGUAACAUUUCAUCAACAAUGGCAUACAGGGCAAUGAGGAAGGCUAGAGAAACUAUAACAGGGAGGCAUGAAGAAGAAUUUAGCAAGCUAUAUCUUUAUGCAAAUGAAGUUAAGAAGGUGAUGCCAACCUCCACUGUGAAGCUGAUGACAGAGCCUGCAGAGAAUGGUUUUCCUGGAAGAAGAUUUCUCAGAUUUUAUGUAUGCUUGGGACCAUUAAAAGAAGGAUUUCUUGAAGGAUGUAGGCCCUUGAUUGGUUUAGAUGGAUGCCAUCUAAAAGGUCCAUUUGGAGGUAUAUUACUCACUGCAGUGGCUACAGAUCCAAAUGAAGGCAUGUACCCUGUAGCCUGGGCACAUGUUGAAGCUGAAAACAACAGCAGCUGGGACUGGUUCUUGGGGCUGUUGAAGAAUGACUUGAGGAUUGAAAAUACUGGCACCUACACAUUUAUCAGUGACAGACAAAAGGGGCUUGUAAAUGCACUUGAGACACAUUUCCCCCAAGCUGAAAUUAGAUUUUGUGUGAUGCAUCUAUAUCACAACAUGAAAAAAGAUUUUAAGGGUAUAGGAGUGACUAGGCAAAUGUGGUUGGCUGCUAGGUCUACUACAGACUAUUUCUUCAACAUGAACAUGGAAAGUUUGAAAAAGCUGAACAAGAAUGCUUAUGAUUGGUUGGCUGCAAAGCCAAGGUCUCAGUGGUCUAGGAGUGGCUUCAGAGAACUCUGCAAGUCAGAUGUUUUUGUUAACAACAAUUGCGAGGUAUUUAACAAUGCCAUUAACAAAUACAGAGAUAAUGGCAUUGUCACAAUGUUCAAAAAUAUUCACAAAACUUGCAUGGUGAGGAUCCAGAAGAGGAAAAGUAAGAUGGAGAAGAACAAAAAUAAAUUUUGCACCAAGACACUUAAAAAAAUUGAAAAGGCAAUUAAAGAUGCUGCAAAAGCAAGUCCAGUGUGGAAUGGUGGGGACAAGUACCAUGUUACCAUGUCAGCUGGAGGACAUGAGGUUGUAGUGGACUUGAAGCAGAGGAGAUGUGCCUGCAGGAAGUGGCAAUUGACUGGGAUCCCUUGCUUCCAUGUUGUGGCAUGUAUUUUAUUCCAGAAAAUGGACCCUAUGGACUUCAUUCAUGAAUGCUACAGCAAGGAGAGGUAUUUGCAGGUGUAUAGCCACAUUUUGGAGCCCAUAAGUGGUGAGGCCUAUUGGGAACAAACUGAACAAGAACCACCCUUGCCUCCUAUUAAGAAAACUGCACCUGGAAGGCCCAAAAAAAUUAGAGACAAGAAAAAUGAUGUGGUCCAAACCAGGCCAAAUAACCCAACAAUGCUGAAAAGACAGGGCACUAGUUUAAAGUGCUCAUACUGUGGUCAAUGGGAGCACAAUGUCAGAAAAUGUCCCAAAAAGAUAUCAGAUGGAGUUGAAGCAGCUCACCAAGCUGAAAAUCCAGAUGAGGUGCCAAAGUGGCCACAAAAACCAUCAAAAUGCAGUUACUGCAAGGAAGAAGGCCACAACCUCAGAUCUUGCCCAUCCAAGGCCCUUGAUGAGGAGAAAAAAAGGAAGGAUGCUGAAGAAAGUGCACAAAGUCUCCGGGAGAAGCUUGAGGACCUUCAAAAAUCACAGAAUGAAUUGUUUGCCACCCAAAAGCAACCAAGGACUAAACAAUUGGCAGGAAAGUCACCUAGAUCCAGCCCCUUAAAGAAUGGCAAGCAUGUUUUAAUUCAAGGAGGCACUGUGAGACCCUUCAAACCACCUGCACAGACAGGUCCUUUGGGAGUGGAGUGUUUUGAAAAAAAUGGUGAGAAGUUUACAACACUAGGACAGUUGCAGGCAGCACUAAGAAAGAAGAAGGGUCCUGCUAAGUAAUGCUAUUUUCUACAAAAAAAUGCUAUUAAGUCCUAGUGUUUGUUUGUGAAGACUCUUUUUUGUUGUUGUUGGUAGUCUUUUGGAUUAUGUUGGUUUUGAAGAUGGUAUUUUGGUUAGGAAACCAGUGUAUGGUCUUUUGAGGAUAUGAUUUUGGGACUUGGUCGGUUGUAUCCUAACUCAUACAUUUAUGUUCCCCAUCCGUUUUAUUCAAUGUCAUCAACUGCCAACCUUUGCAUUAUUACUUGUUUUUCUUCUUCUUUUGGAAUCUUUGUCAGUGUGUUAAAUAUUGUGCUUGGACCACUAGGUUGUGUUGUAAAGAAACUGA